AUGAGCUUGCCCCUGAACGUCAAGCCUUUCCUGAAUGGGUUGAUGGGGAAGCCGGUGAUGGUGAACCUGAAGUGGGGGAUGGAGUGCAAGGACUACCUGGUGUCUGUUGACGGCAACAUGAACAUGCAGCUUGCAAACACAGAAGAAUACGUAGACGGUGCAUUGUCAGGACACCUUGGUGAAGUUUUGAUAAGAUGUAACAAUGUCCUGUACAUCAGAGGAGUAGAAGAAGAAGAUGGAUAAA
This is a messenger RNA of Caretta caretta (loggerhead turtle), 244 nucleotides long. The record is from RefSeq and is a predicted model, not a curated record. NCBI's taxonomy places the organism in Eukaryota, Metazoa, Chordata, Testudines, Cheloniidae.